AUGUCCUCCCUUCGAUCCUGGUUCAGCAUUCCUCGCGGCUCACACUUCUCCCUCGCAAAUAUCCCCUUUGGCAUCAUCUCCACAACCGACUCGCAGAAACCCCGUGUCGCGGUCGCGGUCGGCGAUCACGCACUUGAUCUCGAAGCCUUCGCGGCCAGCAAUGGCUUCUCCAAACUCUCCUCCAUCCAGGCUCACCAAGCAGUCUUCUCCGAGCCCACGCUGAAUGCCUUUGCCGCCCUUGGCCGACCUGUUCGCGCGACUGUGCGUACAUACAUACAGACCGUGUUCGCCGAAGAUACAACUUUUCCAGACGUUUUGAAGCUAAAUAGUGAGGCGCAAAAGAGUUCACUCAUACCCCUGAAAGAUGUAAAGACACACCUUCCGUUUAAGAUAGGAGACUACACAGACUUCUACGCUGGCCUGAAUCAUGCAUAUAAUGUAGGCGUAAUGUUUCGAGGGCCAGAAAAUGCUCUGCAGCCAAACUACAAACACUUGCCAGUAGGCUAUCAUGGCAGAGCUUCCUCGGUCGUGGUAUCGGGGACGCCUAUAAGGAGACCGAACGGUCAGAUUCUGGAGAACCCAGCUGCAGACCCAAAGAUACCUGUAUUUUCAGCAUGCCGCAAGCUUGACAUGGAACUGGAGCUUGGGGCCUUUGUCACCAAGGCCAACAAGAUGGGGGAACCCAUACCGAUUGACGAGGCACAAGAUAGCCUUUUUGGAGUGGUUUUGAUGAACGACUGGUCUGCAAGAGACAUUCAGGCUUGGGAAUACGUUCCCUUGGGACCGUUCAACGCGAAGAACUUUGGAACAACGAUAAGCCCAUGGGUUGUGACAAUGGACGCUCUGGCGCCAUUCCUCGGUAAGGGCCUGGAGAAUGAUGCCGAAGUGCUGCCCUACCUCAAAGAGAAGAAUCCAAACAGCAUACCGGACAUCCAGCUGCAAGUGGAUCUUACAACCGACUCGGGAACUACAACCACCAUUACCAAGACCACAUCUCGAAACCUUCUGUUCUCGUUCCCUCAGAUGCUGGCACACCACUCGAUAACAGGAUGUCCGAUGAAAGUAGGAGACCUACUGGGAUCAGGAACUAUCAGUGGCAAGGAAGUAAAUUCUCGAGGCAGUCUGUUGGAGCAGAACGAGAAUGGAAAGAAAGACAUUGGACUGGCGGGUAUGGAAGUGCGAACGUUCCUGCGGGACGGAGACGAAGUGACGAUACACGGAGUAUGUGGGACGGAUCAAGAUGGGCUAGUAGGGUUUGGUGAAUGUCGCGGGACGAUAGAAGCUGCAAUCCGCAUUGCAAAGUAG
This is a messenger RNA of Pseudovirgaria hyperparasitica, 1305 nucleotides long. RefSeq names its product Fumarylacetoacetase. The record is from RefSeq and is a predicted model, not a curated record. Gene Ontology annotation, molecular function: fumarylacetoacetase activity. Gene Ontology annotation, biological process: L-phenylalanine catabolic process; L-tyrosine catabolic process; homogentisate catabolic process. The transcript has 2 exons. The coding region runs from base 1 to 1305 and encodes 434 amino acids. Lineage: Eukaryota; Fungi; Ascomycota; Dothideomycetes; Acrospermales; Acrospermaceae.